Molecule: messenger RNA, 1288 nt
Organism: Benincasa hispida (wax gourd)
Lineage: Eukaryota; Viridiplantae; Streptophyta; Magnoliopsida; Cucurbitales; Cucurbitaceae
Product: phenylcoumaran benzylic ether reductase POP1-like
Molecular function (GO): oxidoreductase activity
Source: RefSeq, a predicted model, not a curated record
UCCCACGCAUAUAGAUCUUGCUAUAACAAAAACAGUGUCGAAGCAUCAUCUUCUGCCCAUUUGCAGCACAUCGGUACAGCUCCGAUCAGGUAUUGUUCGUCGGAAUUCUUAAUCCGAUGGCUCAGAAGCUCAAGGUUCUCAUCAUCGGAGCAACUGGUUACAUCGGAAAAUUUUUAGUAGAAGCCAGCGCCAAAGCAGGUCAUCCAACUUAUGCAUUUGUCCGCGUAACUACAUACUCGGACCUUGAAAAAUCUCCCAUCAUCCAUGAUUUCAGGAGCUUAGGUGUUAACUUCGUCUUUGGCGAUAUCUUCGAUAAUGAAAGUCUGGUUGAGGCAAUACAGCAGGUUGAUGUUGUGAUAUCUGCCGUUGGUCGUGAACAGUUAGGCGAUCAAGAUAAGAUCAUAUCUGCUAUCAAACAAGCUGGUAACGUUAAGAGAUUCUUCCCCUCGGAGUUUGGCAGCGAUGUGGAUCGUGUACACGCAGUGGAGCCAGCAAAAUCGUUGUUUGCCAGUAAGGUUGAAAUUCGUAGGGCUGUUGAGGCAGAGGGAAUCCCCCACACAUUUGUUGUAAGCAAUUUCUUUGAUGGUUACUUUCUUCACGGCCUUUCUCAGCCAGGAGCCACUGACCCACCUGGAAACAUAAUCAAAAUCUUAGGAGAUGGAACUACCAAAGUGAUUUACAACAAGGAAGAAGACAUUGCGACUUACACCAUUCGGGCCAUAGAUGAUCCAAGAACACUCAACAAGAUCUUGUACAUUAGUCCUCCUGCCAACAUCUACUCGACGAACGAGCUAUACUCACUGGUGGAGAAAAGAGAUGGGAGGAUUGUUGAAAGGAUCUACAUCCCAGAAGAGGAGGUGUUGAAGAACAUCCAAGAUGAUCCAUUUCCAGCUAAUAUAGUAUCAUCAAUUCUAUACUCUGCUUUUGUGAAGGGUGAUCAUACCAACUUUGAUAUUGAACCAGCAAUUGGAGUUGAAGCUUCAGAGUUGUACCCAGAUGUUCAAUACACAACUGUGGAAGAAUACCUCUACCAGUAUGUUUAGAAAGCAAACCGUCUAUCAACUUGUUAGGUUUUGACAAAAUAUUAAAAGAGUAGUUAUCCCACAUCUAAAGUAAUGAACUCCAAGCAUAAUAAAAGGUGUUUGUGCCUUUAAUUUCAAAUCAUCUCAAUUUGAAGCACUUUAAGCUUGGUAUACUAACUCAAUUGUGUGAGUGGAUAAUGCUUUGUAAUUGGGGUCGGGGAGAAUUAUUACGUGAUUUUAAUAAUUUUUCAUAUGUAAUAGAAUUU